This is a messenger RNA of Abrus precatorius (Indian licorice), 817 nucleotides long. RefSeq lists its product as uncharacterized. The coding region runs from base 146 to 661 and encodes 171 amino acids. Lineage: Eukaryota; Viridiplantae; Streptophyta; Magnoliopsida; Fabales; Fabaceae. The record is from RefSeq and is a predicted model, not a curated record. The transcript has a single exon.
ACGUACACCUUUCUUGACACACAAAAGAACACAUACCUACUUGUCUUAUUGCAUUGCGUGGAACUUAAUUUUCCCACACAUUCUCACACCACAUUCAUCUCUCAUAAUUCUCAUCGCUUCUAAACUAUCGUUUCUCAACUCUCUCAUGGAGAGAUCAAACCCUCCUAAACCCAACAACGAUGAAUUAGCCAUUGUUAAGGCUGCUGCAUGGGCAUGGCACCAACAUGGUUCUGAUUCUAAGGGGAAAAAUACGGGUGAGUUUGAUGCUACAAUAACUCACCAUGCACCUGGGCCUUCGCGUUACAAGUUAGAAGCUAUGAGAAUGGACAAGGAAUCAAAAGAAGGGUCCUCAAUUCACUCCAAUAAACUAUCUCUUCUUGAUGCAUACGAAGUACAAAGCAUUUCAAGGCAUUUGAAUAGCCUUAUAGAGUCUUCUAAAGGUGUUGACAACUCUACAAAUGUAAGUUUUGAUAUUGGUGGUGGAAGGGUGAAGAAGAAGAAGAUUAGAAAAGGGUUUUGGCUAAGGCAUGGGGUUGUAUGCGGAAGAGAGGAAGAUGUGGUUAAUCCAAGAGCUUUGAGGAAUGGUUCUCAAGUACCGGCAAAGCAAGUACCUGUGGUUGAUUUGGUUAAGUGUUUACCAAUGGCUAAUGGUGACUUGUGAUCAUUUUCUAAUGCUUGGUAUUAGUUUUGACAUGUUUCAAUUGCUUAUACUUUUAUUACUAGUUGUCGUUGUAGAUUUUCUUGUUGAUAUACAAAUUAGUUAUUGGUAGAUCAAGUUUUGUUUCAAAAAAGAAAAGAAAAGAAAUAAAAAGCUGUU